This is a messenger RNA of Humulus lupulus (European hop), 2280 nucleotides long. Its product is annotated as signal peptide peptidase-like 4. NCBI's taxonomy places the organism in Eukaryota, Viridiplantae, Streptophyta, Magnoliopsida, Rosales, Cannabaceae. Gene Ontology annotation, cellular component: Golgi-associated vesicle membrane; cytoplasmic side of endoplasmic reticulum membrane; lumenal side of endoplasmic reticulum membrane. The record is from RefSeq and is a predicted model, not a curated record. Gene Ontology annotation, biological process: membrane protein proteolysis. The transcript is spliced from 14 exons. The coding region runs from base 269 to 1894 and encodes 541 amino acids. Gene Ontology annotation, molecular function: aspartic endopeptidase activity, intramembrane cleaving.
GGCCUUCGUUCCAGGACAAAAACGACAAACCAGAAAAAGCAAAACGCAAUCCCACUUGGUCAUAUAUCUUUUCUCUUCCUCAUUUCUUUCGCUCACAUUUUCCAUCUUCUUCUCCUUCGUCUUCUUCGCAUCCCAUUUUCUGAAACCCUAACCUUUUCUCUUUCCUUUUCGUUCCCAAUCUCUGAUAAUAAUUCAAUUAUUGGAUUUUCUUCUGGAGAAUUUUAUCAUUUUUUAGUGUUUUUUUUAAUUAUUUUUAGAAGCGAGAAAAAUGGAUUUACAGAGAGUUAUACUUGUUUUUCUGCUGGUGAUGGUGUUGAGUCUGGAGUUUGGUUCAGCCGGGGACAUAGUUCACAAUGAUAAUAUUGCUCCCAAAAGGCCUGGCUGUGAUAACAACUUUGUUCUGGUAAAAGUCCCUACUUGGGUUAAUGGCAUAGAAACCAGCGAGUAUGUUGGUGUUGGUGCUCGAUUUGGUCCUACCUUGGAAUCAAAGGAAAAACAUGCCAACCAUACUAGAGUGGUUCUGGCAGAUCCUCCUGAUUAUUGUAGUGCACCAAAUCAAAAGCUAUCGGGGGAGAUUGUCUUGGUGCAUAGGGGAAAUUGCAGUUUCACAACAAAGGCUAAUUUUGCUGAAACUGCUCAUGCUUCAGCUCUUCUCAUUAUAAACUACCGAACAGAACUUUUCAAGAUGGUGUGUGAAGAGAAUGAAACUGACAUAAUCAUAGGCAUACCUACUGUAAUGCUACCUCAAGAUGCUGGUACAAUCUUGGAAGAAGAUCUUAAGAAUAAUUCCAAAGUGUCUGUGCAGCUAUACUCUCCAUUGCGUCCACUGGUUGACAUUGCAGAAGUAUUUCUGUGGCUUAUGGCUGUUGGUACCAUCUUAUGUGCGUCGUAUUGGUCUGCAUGGACUGCUAGAGAAGCAGCACUUGAACAAGAGAAACUAUUAAAGGAUGCGUCAGAGGAAACUUUACACAUGGAAGACGCAGGGUCAGCUGGUUAUGUGGACAUUAAUACCACUGCAGCAGUUCUCUUUGUUGUGAUUGCUUCAUGCUUCUUGGUUAUGCUUUACAAACUAAUGUCAUUUUGGUUUGUGGAGGUUCUGGUGGUCCUGUUUUGCAUUGGUGGAGUAGAGGGCCUGCAAACUUGCUUGGUGGCUUUGUUAUCCUGUUUCAGAUGUUGUAAACAAGCUGGAGAGUCAUAUGUUAAAGUGCCAUUCCUUGGAGCUGUUUCAUACCUGACUUUAGCUGUUUCUCCUUUCUGCAUUACGUUUGCUGUUGUUUGGGCAGUUUAUCGCCGCGAUUCCCUUGCAUGGAUAGGUCAAGAUAUCCUAGGUAUUGCAUUGAUAAUUACAGUUCUUCAGAUUGUUCGCGUACCAAAUCUUAAGGUUGGAACAGUUCUUCUCAGUUGUGCUUUCUUGUAUGACAUCUUCUGGGUAUUUGUUUCAAAGUGGUGGUUCCAUGAGAGUGUGAUGAUAGUGGUAGCUCGUGGUGAUAGGAGCGGGGAGGAUGGUAUCCCAAUGCUACUAAAAAUCCCAAGAAUGUUUGAUCCUUGGGGUGGCUUCAGCAUCAUUGGGUUUGGUGAUAUUAUCCUGCCUGGAUUGGUAGUAGCAUUUUCACUAAGGUAUGAUUGGUUGGCGAACAAGAAGCUUAAAACUGGUUAUUUCGUGUGGGCAAUGACUGCAUAUGGUUUAGGGCUCCUUAUCACAUAUGUGGCUUUGAACUUGAUGGAUGGGCAUGGUCAACCAGCUUUGUUGUACAUUGUUCCAUUUACAAUAGGCACUUUGUUGACAUUGGGGAAGACGAGAGGUGAUCUUAAAAUUCUGUGGACAAGAGGAGAACCAGAGAGAUGUUGUCCGCAUGUCAGACUUGAACCCUGUGAAGAUAAGGACCAGGAUUAAUAAUAAUAAUGCCUUACUGUAAUUGUAUGACAGUUUUAAGUUAAUUAAUAUAUAUAUAUAUAAUACACACGUGAAAACCUGGCAACUCUUUUUAACAUUUGAUUAGUUGUAGGAGAGCAUGUAACAGCUGCAGCAUUAUUAUUAGUUCGGCAUUUAUAAACAUCCAACUCAUUAAAAAAAAAAGGAACAGUAAGUUCAGUUCUAGUUAUUGAACAAGAACAAGGACUUUAAUAUUUAUUCAGUUGCUUGUGAGGAAGCUCCUUCAAUAUUCCCUUCCCUGCAAAAUUCAUUCCAUAGGGUUUUUUUGUUUUUGUUUUUCAAAGAACAGUUUUGUUGAUUUAACUCUGGGAGAAUUAGUACAAUGGUUAUGGCCAAAGUUUCACUAA